GGUGGUGGCCUGGCUCUCGCCCAAAAAGUGGAUCAAUUCAAUAUACACGUAAGGCUGCUGAGUGGUUGACCCAGCUUGACUUGUUGAGUGUCAUACUCUCCGCUCCAGCAUGCAAGGCAUGGCGGCCGGGCCAUACUUAGAACUUACUCACGCAGACGAGACGACCUGCGUAGCUAGCUGAUCGAGCAACCACGCGCACUCUCGUCAGUCGUCAAGCAGAAGACCGACGAUGGGCCUGCUCGACGGCGGCGGUGGCGGCGGCGGCGUAGCUAGCUACAACGAGAGCUGCGGGGUAACUAGCGGGCUGGUGUGGAACCUGACCUCGUCCUACGCCGACCAGAGCAACGAGGCCUCCAUGGUGUUCGCCACCGUCAUCAUGUUCCUCCUCGCAGCGCUCUUCUUCAACCUCAACCUCUUCAGCGGCCUCUCCGACGCCAGCGCCAUCCUCGACCCCAAGGUCCGCAUCGUGCUCGCCAAGGCGCUCUCCCUCUUCCUCCCCGUCAUGUCCUACCUCUUCUCCGAGGCCAAGAACGCCGGCCUCGCCUGCGGGGGCUCCGCGUCCGCGGCCGUGAGCGGCGCCGGCGCCGGCAGCCCGCCAGAGCUCCCUCUGCGUGCCCGGCUCAUCCUCACCUGGAUGAUCCUCGUCGAGCUCCUCCGCAACAAGGUGGAGGAGAUCCACAUGCAGGAGGGCGUCUGGCACACCGGCAUCGUGGAGCGCGCCGGCCGCGUCGUGUGGCUCGGCAGCCUCGUCUUCUUCAACCUCCGUGGCGCCGGGAGGAAGUCCGUGUUCGGCAUCCUCUGGCUCCUCUGCGUGGCCAAGCUGGCGCAGAGGGUCACUUUCACCUUGGUGGGGAAGAACUCCUUGGCCCACGGCAAGAACCCGCGGCUCAUCAUCUCCUACAUGGCUCGAAUGCUUCACAAUAAUCAUCAUGAGCAGCAACAUGGAGACGGAGCCGAUGGACUACUGAAGAAUUGUCGGUACGCCGUGAUGGGAGAAGACAAGCUGGUGACUGGCCUGGCCCCGACUGGCUGCAGCCUCGCCGACGACGCCAACGGCGUCACCACCACGACCGUGGGGAAAAUCUGGCAGCUUGCAGAUUCCGACCCCUUCCUUGCCUCCAUCGACCAGGAUCGGCGGCUGAGGAGGCUCUGCCUCUCCGUCGCGCUCUUCAAACUCCUACGCCGGAGCUUCGAGCACCUGCCGCCGAUGAGCGAGGCCGAGACCCGCGACUGCCGGGACCUCAUCUUCCAAGGCUUGUACAACAACAGGAGCAAUGGCGGCCAAGACGACAAAGCAGAGGAGCUGUUCCAGGUGAUGAACGACGAGACCAUCUUCCUGAGCGAGUACUACCACUCCGUGGUACCCGUGGCACUGGCGAGCCCCUUCUUCCUGCUGGUCAACUACCUCGUCCUCCCCUUCAUCGUGCUGGUCCUGUGCCUCGUCAUGGUCGUCCUCUGCGGCAACGGCGACGUGCUCUUCGCCUUCCGCAGCAUGGAGAGCGACAACUACAGCAUCUCCUUGGGGGUGGCCAGGAUGGCGGGGUGCCUCCUAAGGCGGGUCGCCACGUCGCCGUCGGUCUUCUUCUCCACCAUCGACUUCUCCAUCACCUUGCUGCUCAUCCUCGUGCUGGUGUACGAGCAGGCGUGGGAGCUGGUGGUGUUCCUCUUCUCCAACUGGUUCCUCGUGUCCCUGCUGCACGGGUACGCCGCCAAGCUCCACUGGCGGGGCAGCGCCGUCUUCAGCUGGGCAAUCCGCCGAAUACUCUGGGUGCGCGGCAAGAUGAGUCACCCGGACCUCACCAUGAAGCAGCUCUUCGCGCUGAGGUCCUGCCGGUGCCGGCUCUCCCUGAUGCUGCCGGCCACCGUAUCGCAAUCCCUGCCGAUCCUGCCGACAAUCGCGGUGCCCAAGGAGGUGAAGCGUUCCAUCGCGGAGUACAUCGCGACCUCGCUGUACGAUCCCGACAACAUUGGUGGCCGCGGGCGUGCUCUGAGCAACGGCAAGCUCGCGGUCGCCGGGCACCGGGAGCUCCGGCGUGCGUGCGAGAACGAGAGCGUCGCCGAGGUGAUCCUGGCGUGGCACGUGGCCACCUGCCUCUUCGAGGAGAGGCGCCCGCCUUGCCCGAAGGAAGAAGAAGGCACGGCCUCGGCGCGCGUCGUGGCGACGACUCUGUCCAAGUACUGCGCCUACCUGGUGGCCUACCACCCGGAGCUCCUCCCGGACAGCCAGGAGUACACGGAGAGCGUCUUCGAGGCCAUGGAGAUCGAGCUGAGGAGCACGGUGGGUUUCUGGAGCUACUACCUGCCAGACAUCGUGGGCGCCAGGCACGAGAAGGUCAGGAGCCUGGCGGAGAAGCUGGGCGAGGCGCUGGAGCUGGUGGGGAUGACGGUGCUGCAGAGGGGGGCCAGCCUGGGGCGCGCGCUGGAGGAGGAAGACGAAUGCGGCGGCGAGGGGAUGUGGAAGGUGCUGGCGGAUCUGUGGGUGCAGCUGCUGGUGUACGUGGCGCCGUCGGGGGACGAGGAGCGCGUGAUGGGGCACGCCAAGGUGCUGCCGGAGGGCGGCGAGUUCGUCACCGUGCUCUGGGCGCUGGCCACGCACACCGGGAUGCGCCGUGCGCCCGUUGCGCUUGCGCCGCCGGUGGAUGUAGAGAUGGAGCACGUUUAGGAGUAGCUUAAUUAGCUACUCGUGGCUCUUGUGUGCUGUUUGUUUGGUGUGUUCGACAUUUCCGUGGGUUCGUUGUAGAUGAACAAGUUUAAUUGUACCGAAAAGCUGUGUAAUCAGAAUGAUUUGCCUGCCUACCUAUGUGAUCCGACCCUUUACUA
Molecule: messenger RNA, 2820 nt
Organism: Brachypodium distachyon (stiff brome)
Lineage: Eukaryota; Viridiplantae; Streptophyta; Magnoliopsida; Poales; Poaceae
Exons: 1
Coding region: 230-2662 (810 amino acids)
Source: RefSeq, a predicted model, not a curated record